UUCCAGAAAAGAACUUGGAGUUGAGGAGGGACUACAUAGGAAACGACAUGUAUCAGCUGAUGUGUUACGCAGAAAGAGUAUUUCCCAGACCAACAAUGAGCUUACAUAUAGGUGGAAGCUCACAUAAUGAGAGGAUAGCGUUACCACGGCUAGCUGCAUGGCGGCGGCUGCAAAGAAAAGUUAGUCCGCACCCUGGGAUUUACGGUAAUGACACCAUGGAAGCGAAUUUGUAA
Messenger RNA from Acanthoscelides obtectus, 233 nucleotides. NCBI's taxonomy places the organism in Eukaryota, Metazoa, Arthropoda, Insecta, Coleoptera, Chrysomelidae. The record is from the annotation of a GenBank genome assembly.